AACACGAAUCUUACCGAUCUAAACACUUCCAAGUUUCUCUCUCUUUUUCUCUCUGUCUCUGUUCGCUGCACUGAUGAUGCACCUUCUUCUCUCGCUUCUUAAUUUUCCCCUUUCUCUCUGAAUUAGAUUAGAACGAAAGUGGAUAGAAGCAGAAGAAGAAGAAAGAAAAAAACAGUAGAGAAAGAAUGGGGGGUUUUGCAGUGGGUUCUGCCUUUGAUUCCAAAUCUGGGCAGAUCAUAAUGGCUGCUUUGCUAUUAAUGGUUGUUUCUUUCUACGCUGGCACACUCUUGGGCAACAAUGCUCCCCUUUAUGUCUCUCAACCUUCCUCUGUUACUUCUUCUAAUCUUCUUUCUUCCUCAGGAACAUCCAGAUUUAGUAACAAAGUUGCGCUGACAUACCGAAAAACGCCGAUAGUGAUUCCAGAAACUGGGGUUGAUGUAUGCCCUUUGAUGUUCAAUGAGUACAUUCCUUGCCAUGAUAUUUCCUAUGUGGCAACAUUGAUUCCAAGCCUUGAUCUUUCUAGGAAAGAGGAGCUGGAGAGACAUUGCCCUCCGCUUGAGAAACGCCUAUUUUGCUUGGUUCCACCACCUAAGGAUUAUAAAAUACCUAUAAAAUGGCCUCUUAGCAGGGAUUAUGUUUGGCAGAGCAAUGUCAAUCAUACGCAUCUUGCAGAUGUCAAAGGGGGCCAAAAUUGGGUCCAUCCGAAGGGUCAACUCUGGUGGUUUCCUGGUGGUGGUACCCAUUUCAAGAAUGGUGCAUCUGAAUACAUACAAAGGUUGGGAAAUAUGAUUACAAAUGAGACAGGUGAUCUGCGUUCUGCAGGUGUAGUUCAAGUUCUGGAUGUUGGAUGUGGUGUGGCCAGCUUUUCAGCAUAUCUUCUUCCCUUGGAUAUCCGAGCAAUGUCCUUUGCCCCAAAGGAUGGCCAUGAAAAUCAGAUCCAAUUUGCAUUAGAGCGAGGAAUUGGAGCCAUGAUCUCUGCCAUGUCCACAAUACAACUACCAUAUCCUACUGGAUCAUUUGAAAUGAUUCACUGUUCACGUUGCCGCAUAGACUUUCAUGAGAAUGAUGGGAUUUUGCUGAAAGAGUUGCAUCGCCUUCUUCGUGCUAAUGGUUAUUUCGUUUAUUCUUCUCCACCUGCUUACAGAAAAGAUAAAGACUAUCCUAUCAUUUGGGACAAAUUGACGAAUUUGACUACAGCAAUGUGCUGGAGACUCAUUGCUCGAAAAGUUCAGACAGCAAUAUGGAUUAAAGAUGAUAACUCGUCCUGCAUUUUGCAAAAUGCAGAAAAAAAGCUUAUAAAUGUCUGUGAUGCUACUGAUGACUCCAAACCUUCAUGGAAUACACCACUUAAAAAUUGUGUACAAGUCAGAAACUCUGAGACAGACUCUUAUAAGCUUCCUCCAAGUCACGAACGACAUUCAGUGUUUUCCGAGAACCUGAGAAAAAUAGGUAUAAGUCAAGAUGAUUUUACAUCUGAUACUCUCUUCUGGCAAGAUCAAGUUCAGCAUUACUGGAGACUGAUGAACAUCAAGGAAACAGAAGUACGCAAUGUGAUGGACAUGAAUGCCAUUUAUGGUGGUUUCGCUGUUGCUUUAGAUGCAUUUCCUGUUUGGGUGAUGAAUGUAGUUCCUGCAAUCAUGAAAAACACUUUGUCUGGAAUCUAUGACCGGGGAUUGAUUGGAACUUUUCAUGAUUGGUGUGAACCAUUUUCAAGUUAUCCUCGGACAUAUGAUCUUUUGCAUGCCAAUUACCUCUUUUCCCAGUACAAAACUCAAGGGGAAGGUUGCCUAUUGGAGGAUAUCAUGCUAGAGAUGGAUCGACUUAUUCGCCCACUGGGCUCUGUUAUCAUCAGAGAUGAGGAAUAUAUUGUGUCACGAAUCCAAGAGUUAGCGCCAAAGUUCCUGUGGGAUGUUGAGUCACAUAUGUUAGAGAACAAAGAAAAGAAGAUGGAAAGGGUUCUAAUUUGUAGAAAAAAGUUUUGGGCAAUCGUCUAAGAAGAUUGCACAUCUAAACGCUUCUUCCCUCGCCAUAGAAAUUGUUUCCUAACCACCUUGGUAAUAUGUAACGUUAAAAGCUGUUAUUUUUCUGUUUUGUUCAUUUGUUGUUUAUCAUUUUCAUUUUUUAGAUUGUCUAGGGAGCAUUUUCUUUGUUUGUAAAUGACUUCACUUUACUGUUUUUGCAUUUACAUGAUAUAUAGAAAGUUCUAUUCUCCCUA
This is a messenger RNA of Arachis stenosperma, 2215 nucleotides long. RefSeq names its product probable methyltransferase PMT6. Lineage: Eukaryota; Viridiplantae; Streptophyta; Magnoliopsida; Fabales; Fabaceae. The record is from RefSeq and is a predicted model, not a curated record. Gene Ontology annotation, molecular function: methyltransferase activity. The transcript is spliced from 7 exons. Gene Ontology annotation, cellular component: trans-Golgi network; cytoplasm; endosome. Bases 186 to 1994 code for a protein of 602 amino acids.